Molecule: messenger RNA, 1029 nt
Organism: Fonsecaea multimorphosa CBS 102226
Lineage: Eukaryota; Fungi; Ascomycota; Eurotiomycetes; Chaetothyriales; Herpotrichiellaceae
Exons: 5
Coding region: 1-1029 (342 amino acids)
Molecular function (GO): oxidoreductase activity, acting on the CH-OH group of donors, NAD or NADP as acceptor
Source: RefSeq, a predicted model, not a curated record
AUGACCCAAGAGCACCAGCAUCGCCGCAUCCCCAAGAGUGAACAGAUCCUCGUCACCGGGGCAAACGGAUAUAUCGCUUCGCAUAUCAUCGAUCUCCUCCUCGAGGAGGGGUACAAUGUCCGCGGCACCGUGCGCGGCGAGAAACCCUGGCUCAACAAGUUCUUCGAAGAGAGGUACGGGCCCGGUCGGUUCGAGACGGCCAUUGUGACGGCCAUGAACGUCGACGGGGCUUUUGACAAGGCGAUCCGGGGCGUUGCGGGCGUGGUCCAUGUGGCCACAGACGUCUCUUUCAGCGUUGAUCCCGACGCCGUGAUUCCCGGCGUCGUUGCCGGCACCGUCAACCUCCUCAAGACAGCCGCGGCGCAGCAGUCGGUCAAGAGCUUCGUGUUGACGUCCUCAUCCACCGCUGCUCUGAUCCCCGAGGUGAACAAACGAAUGAUUGUCGACGAAAACACUUGGAACGACGCGGUCGUGGAGGCCGUGUACAACAAAGACGCCCCCGAGGAGGCGAAGCCGUAUCUGAUCUACGCCGCAUCAAAGACGUUGCAGGAGCGCGAGUUCUGGAAGUGGGCGAAAGAGAACAACCCGGGGUUCGCGGUCAACAGCGUCUUACCUAACAUGAAUCUCGGCCAACUCUUGUUGCCAGAAGGUUUCGGCAGCACCAUGGGCUGGACCCGCGCUAUUUUGGAGGGUAAUGGCCGUGUGCUCAACGUGCUCCCACCGCAAUGGUAUGUCGACGUCCGAGACGACGCCCGAGUCCACGUUGCGGCGCUGCUUGACCCGAAAGUCGAAAACGAACGGCUUUUUGCGUUUGCAGGCCCCUACAACUGGACCGAUGUCAUCAAUAUCUUGACCAACCUUCGGCCGGACAACGACAAGAUCCCCAAAGCUCCUCCGAAUGAAGGGCGUGACCUGACGGAUAUCAAGGGGAGCAAGAGGGCGGAAGAGCUCAUCAAGUCGUUCUUCGGCGUGCCUGGCUGGACGAGCCUGGAGGAUAGUCUUGCCGCAGGCAUUGCUGACCUGAAGUAA